This is a messenger RNA of Pistacia vera, 378 nucleotides long. RefSeq names its product phytohormone-binding protein-like. NCBI's taxonomy places the organism in Eukaryota, Viridiplantae, Streptophyta, Magnoliopsida, Sapindales, Anacardiaceae. The coding region runs from base 1 to 378 and encodes 125 amino acids. Gene Ontology annotation, biological process: defense response. The record is from RefSeq and is a predicted model, not a curated record. The transcript is spliced from 4 exons.
AUGACAGGUUACGCACUACCGGAUGUUAUUGUCCUUGAAGGUGGUGGGCAUGUUGGCACACUUCUAAACGUUACAUUUCCACCAGGAACUCCUGGAGUUGGUUAUAUGAAGGAAAUUAUUACAAAGGUUGAUAAUAAGAAGCGUGUGAAGGAAACGGAAACCAUUGAAGGAGGAUUUAUAGCACUGGGCUUCAAGCGUAAUAUAACUCAAUACAAAAUUAUUGAGAAAAAUUAUACAUCAAGUAUUAUAAGAUCAACAAUAAAGUAUGAGCUUGAUGAGAAGUUAGCAAAUCUUUCUUCUCUAGCCAACACCAAGCUAGUGGAGACACUUGCAGAAACCGUUGGGAAGUAUCUAACUAAGAAGACUCCUCCUCAUUAG